Messenger RNA from Phytophthora infestans T30-4, 827 nucleotides. Its product is annotated as sulfatase-like protein. Bases 108 to 827 code for a protein of 239 amino acids. The record is from RefSeq and is a predicted model, not a curated record. NCBI's taxonomy places the organism in Eukaryota, Oomycota, Peronosporomycetes, Peronosporales, Peronosporaceae. The transcript has 2 exons.
CUUUCUCUACCACGAUUCUGCUCGGGACUCGAGUGCAGGCUCCUGCAAUGGUGUCGUCUGCUGCGCUGAGCAUCGAAGCUUCAGUAAGAGAGAACAAGUUCUCGUCCAUGGACACAAGAGACGACGUCAAGUCUCGUUGGUUCAAGACUCGCCAACUGCUGCAGAGUAUCCAAAACUCCCCUUUCUGGUCGCAUCGAUGGCUCGGUUGGGCUUUCGUCUACGUCUCGGUAUUACUAGUCUUCCUUGUGGAUCGCUCAGUCGGACUAUCGGCGCUCAUCGAGAUGUACGGAAGUGACAAGGACCACACGCUAGGAGUGACGCUUGGAGCACUGGGUCUGGGUAUGCUUGAGGACUGGAUCUGCGCCACGUACCUCGUCGCCGUGCUGUGGCUCAUCGACUUCUUCCUAAGCCAGACCCUUGGCGCCUCCUCUGAUAGUAUGACGCUCCAGACUUUCAUCAAGUGGAAGCGGCAGCGAAUUCUUCGUCGUGGAGUCACGUUCGUGACUUCGUGGCUUCUCUUCGUGGCCACCGCAGCUCCGUUCGCUGUAGACAUGAUGCUGGUUCGUCUUCGUAGCAUGCGUUUCACCUUCGAGAUCGUGUCGAUGGCCAUUGCAGAGAGCGACAUGGCACAGUGCUCGCUCUAUUUGCCACGUUCUUCGGCUUCACUUCCGCACAUGGACGUCAUGGCCAGAUCCUCACACGCUGGAACCCGACAACACCCUUUACUGCAUCUCGGAAGGAGAAUCUGGCUUACCCCUCCAAGAAAGACGACGAAGAUCUGGACGCCAAAAGAGGAAAAUAACAUCAUGGUUUCUGCCUUCAUCUAA